Messenger RNA from Penicillium waksmanii, 1557 nucleotides. Its product is annotated as WD domain protein. Gene Ontology annotation, cellular component: nucleus. The transcript has 3 exons. The record is from RefSeq and is a predicted model, not a curated record. NCBI's taxonomy places the organism in Eukaryota, Fungi, Ascomycota, Eurotiomycetes, Eurotiales, Aspergillaceae. Gene Ontology annotation, biological process: regulation of DNA damage checkpoint. Gene Ontology annotation, molecular function: protein binding; DNA binding. Bases 1 to 1557 code for a protein of 518 amino acids.
AUGACGAAAGAGCUGUCGGAUUUCGAGAAACAGCGCCUUGCGAAUAUUGCAGAGCGCGAUGCCUUAUUGAAGAAUUUAAAGUUGGAGGCGCAAUCUGCGGGCUUCUACGCCGGCCCCAAAACACCCGGCAGCAAUGCGCCCAGACCGAAGAAGAAGGCUGCACCGAAGCGCGUGAAGGAAGAGGAUGGAUCACCUGGACCUCGACGCCAAUCCUCUCGUAUUCGGGGAAUCGCAGCCGAAAGUGAGGUUGCGAAGCGCAAAGCAGAUGACGACUAUGAGCUUGCGAAAGAAGCGGAGCGAGCGAAGAAGAUGCGCCGGACGGACUCCUUCACGCAGAAUGAUAUGUUUAUCGCAGGCCAGAAGCUCACAGGUGACAGUCUGAUUGGCGUCGAUGUUGUUACAAAAGGUGUUGCUGAGCCUUACGUUCGCACCUUUGAUGACGAUGAUAUCCAGGAGACUACGGACAAGGACUUGAAGGCACUUCGGGAAGAAAUGAAUAGCAUGUCGAUCUAUGAGACCUGGGACCCGCAAAGAAUCAAAAUCACGCCCGAGCGAGUCUACACCAUGACCUUCCACCCUUCUGAGACCAAGCCUCUGAUAUUCGCCGGCGACAAGAUGGGCCACCUCGGUAUUUUUGAUGCAGCGCAAGAGAAACCCGAGGUUAGCGACCAGGACGAUGACGACGACCCGGACCCAGUCCUUACUACUCUGAAGCCACACACUCGGACUAUUUGCAGUAUGAUGGUCCACCCAUCUAAGCCGACUCAUUUGUACACUGCAAGCUAUGACAGCUCGAUCCGUGAGAUGGAUCUCGAAAAGACAACGUGUGUCGAGAAAUAUGCGCCUGAAUCAACAAGCGAUGAUGAGGCUCUCUCUGGUGUGGAUAUGGCCGCAGAUGACCCCAAUACAUUGUAUUUCACCACUCUCAGAGGUGGCUUUGGUCGUUACGACACCCGGGCUCCUAUUUCAGAGAAGACAGUUUCCGAAUGGCAAUUGUCUGAGAAGAAAAUUGGUGGCUUCACUCUCUGUCCUUCACAGCCCCAUUACUUUGCGACAGCAAGUCUCGAUCGAACAAUGCGGGUAUGGGACCUGCGCAAAUUAUCGCACAAGGAACCUAUUCCCGUGGCAAUGCACGAAAGUCGACUCUCCGUCUCUCACGCUGCAUUCAACGCCGCCGGUCAAAUAGCCACUUCCUCUUAUGAUGACACGCUGAAACUGUACGACCUCGGAGCCAAGGGGCUCUCAUCAUGGAAGCAAGGCCACAGCCUGCCGGAUGGCGACUUCAAGCCUGAUACUGUUGUUAGACACAACUGCCAGACUGGUCGCUGGGUUACUAUCCUCCGCCCUCAAUGGCAACUAAACCCCCAGUCGCAUAUACAAAGGUUCUGUAUCGGAAAUAUGAACCGCUUUGUUGAUGUCUACAGUGGUGAUGGUGACCAAUUGGCUCAGCUGGGUGGCGACGGCAUCACCGCUGUCCCGGCAGUAGCUGUGUUCCAUCGCAGCAAAAAUUGGGUUGCUGGAGGUACCGCUAGCGGCAAGCUCUGCCUUUGGAUGUAA